This is a messenger RNA of Venustampulla echinocandica, 1140 nucleotides long. RefSeq names its product Oligoxyloglucan reducing end-specific cellobiohydrolase. Bases 1 to 1140 code for a protein of 379 amino acids. The record is from RefSeq and is a predicted model, not a curated record. NCBI's taxonomy places the organism in Eukaryota, Fungi, Ascomycota, Leotiomycetes, Helotiales, Pleuroascaceae. The transcript is spliced from 2 exons.
AUGCGUCUAUAUUUUCCUUUCCUGGCGUCUCUUUCCUGUGGGGCUGCCCUCGCGCGCCCUUGGUUGGAUCCAUUUUCAACCUUCUCAGGCGUCACGUUGUUUACUCCUCCUUCAACUUAUACGGACCCACGAGUUCUCUAUGCCCGCACGGUUGAGCUUGAAGGCGGUGUUCUCCUCGCAACCUGGGAGAACUACAGCCCAGAACCGCCAUUAGUUUACUUCCCCAUUUACCAGAGUCAUGAUGGUGGUGAAACUUGGAAAGAAAUCUCCCGCGUGACAGAUCAAGUCAAUGGCCUGGGUCUCCGCUACCAACCGUUUCUAUAUAAGCUCCCAAUCGCCGUAGGAGAGUUCGGCGCAGGUACGAUUCUGUGUACUGGCAAUUCCAUCCCCACGGAUUUGAGUUCCACCCACAUUGACGUCUACGCAAGCGAAGACAACGGUUACACAUGGAAAUUUGUCUCACACGUGGCUUCAGGAGGCGCAGCUCAUCCAAACAAUGGCAUCCCUGCUAUUUGGGAACCAUUUAUAAUAGUGUAUGAGGGCAAAAUUGUACUUUACUACGCAGACCAAAGGGAUCCAGCUCAUGGACAAAAACUCUCGCACCAGGUUUCCAAGGACCUUCAUACCUGGGAUCCUCCCGUCAACGAUGUUGCUUAUUCGGAAUAUACGGCUCGGCCAGGCAUGACCACCAUCACGCAACUUCCAAAUGGCAAGUACAUGUUUGUGUACGAAUAUGGCGGCGGCCCAAGAAAAUCCGGGACGGGAUAUGCGUUUCCGGUGUAUUAUCACAUUCACGAUAAUCCACUUGAUUUCCGUAAUUCGGUCGGACACCAGCUCAUCUCCAAUGAUGGUGCACAGCCAACUGGCUCUCCCUAUGUUACAUGGUCUCCUGUUGGAGGAGCAAAUGGGACGAUUAUCGUCAGUGCGAGCAGCAACAGCCAGAUCUUCACCAAUAACGCACUUGGAGAUGCAAAUUCGUGGAAGACUAUCAAGACACCCCAACCAGCAGCAUAUAGCCGACAUUUGAGGGUGUUGCAGGACCCUAAUCAUUUACUGAUAAUGGGAGCUGGAGUGUUGCCGCCUAGCACAACGAACAAGGUCUCUGUCAGCGUGAUUGAUUUGAAACAGGCUCUACGGUGA